AUGAGUUCACCGCAGGUAUCGAGCACAAAGUUAUUGGAGGAAUUGCUGGAGAAUAAAGCUUUCCAGCCAGACAGUCAUAAAGCUCUCGAGAGCGAGACAGAAAACCAACUUCAAGACUGUCUCAAUGCAUUUCUGAAGGGUGACUGCAAGGGGUGUUUGGAAAAAAUGUUCCAAGCAGGGCUGUUACGUGGGGAAUAUUUGGAAAAUGACCCAAAGCUUUGGAAGCUAUAUCUGAGCGCGUGCUCUCAGAUCAAGUUUGAUGUAUUGGAGGUUAGCCUGUCCAAGGUUGGUCGGUCAAAUUUUUCCAAGGCAGAUGUCUCUCGCGCUCAAAGAAUUCUCGCACAGGAGCCAUUGUGCGAGCAGAUGGCCGGGGUGCUAAUGUAUUUAACUUGCUGCUACAAAUGCGCGCGAGCAGACAACUCAAUGGAAGCAAUGAAAAAUCUCGAAAUGGCCUCUGGGGAUUACAUUCGCAAGUGCAGCGAAUGCAGUGAACAUUCUGGGGAUACGAGGGAGGCUAAUCAGGUGCUGGAGCUAGUUUGGUUCUACAUGUUUUCUCUGCAAGGCGGUAGAUCCCAUAAAAGGAUGUCAAGGAUACUGUACGAACAGCUAUGCAAGUCCGCGCCCGCGGUACCGCGCGUGCUGCAGGCGCCAUCCAAAACAAAUCCCGCUGUCACCUUAGAAAACCAAUUAAUCUCCAGAAUAGAGGCAUUGGCCCCCGAGAAGCCCAACAUAGUCCAGCCUCUUCAACAGCGCAAGCUUAAGCCUACAAACUCUCACCCGUUUUCCUCUGACCGGACCUCUGAGGCCAUUCCCGUGCUGGCGCCAGUCCCUACAAUAAUAAAGCCAGAUAAGGCGGCGUCCAUCAACACAUCCAAGUUCAAAGCACUUAUUACAAGGCUACAGCCUUUUCUCAACUCCAAAUCCAUUCCUGUCCUGGUUUUCGUUCUUCUUCUGUCUCUCAAAAAGGCUCAAAAAGUUGCCGGUCUCCCGAACAAGCUGGCCCAUAUUUUGAACGUCAUCUUGAGGCGUCUUGGGGGUAUCAUCAACAUCAUUCUAAGCAUCUAA
This is a messenger RNA of Lachancea thermotolerans CBS 6340, 1065 nucleotides long. It is a transcript of the gene PEX15, whose product is annotated as Pex15p. The transcript has a single exon. Lineage: Eukaryota; Fungi; Ascomycota; Saccharomycetes; Saccharomycetales; Saccharomycetaceae. Bases 1 to 1065 code for a protein of 354 amino acids. The record is from RefSeq and is a predicted model, not a curated record.